AUCGUGUAUCUAUUACGAUUAUCUUUAUCAUCCAUCGCGUCUAUUCGUGUUGACUGCUGAGGGGGAAAAUAAGUCCGCCUGUUUGCUAGACCGGCUUUUGCGGGCUUUUGAUAUACGAUCGCGUCAGCGGCAGUUCAAUAAUCCUGCCUGGCCUGCCUGUCUCCUUCCCGGCCCAUUCUAAUUUUAUAUCCCACGCCCCCGGAUUGUUGGGUGUGUCAUCCACACCAUCGAGCACGCAAGGGGGGAUCCAACGGACCUGUCUCGGGGACAGCACCACAAGGCAAAUCACAUCCCCCCUUCAUCCUAGUAUCCAAUGGUCUCUAUGGUUGAGACCGCCAGUUCCACGCAAAAUGAACCGGCCUUGGACCCGGUCGUCCCCAAGACCGAGCCGUUGCCUGAAGGUUCGAUCAGCUCGGCUGUGUCAACGCCUGAGGCCGAGGGAGAGAUUCUGAUGCAGGACGUGGCCCAGACGCAGAAGCGAAAGGGUGGCAGAAAACCGAUCUACGCCACUUCGGAAGAGCGGAAGCAACGCAACCGCCAGGCCCAGGCCGCCUUCCGCGAGCGUCGCACAGAGUACAUUCGCCAGCUCGAGUCCACCAUCAAGCGCAAUGAGGAGUCCCUCCAGACCCUUCAGCAGAAUCAUCGCACCGCUGCCGAUGAGUGCUUGAUGCUGCGCUACAAGAAUUCGUUACUCGAACGCAUCUUGCUCGAAAAAGGAAUUGAUGUGCAAGCGGAACUGCGACUCAAGGCCGGGGCUCCUGGCGCGGGCGCGGGUAAGCCCACCCCGAUGGCGGCGAAGCCUCCCACCACCUUGGAGCGAGCUGCUGUGAACCGCACUUCGGCCCAAAGGCAUCCCGGCAUCGCUCCCAAGGAGCCGUUCAGCAUGGCUCAACACCGCGAUAAUGCAUACGGCAUCCCGUCGCCGCAGUUCCAGGCCACGCCUCCGUCCCAUGUCUCUUCCCCAUCCCACGCCAAGUCCCCGGGCUUCCCCUUCCAGGGAGCGAUGUCGCCUGUCGGGGUCGAUCCCCAAGCACAGCAGCGCUCGCAGAUGCUCUCGCACUCGCGGAAUCUCAGCCAAGCCUCACCCCCGAUGAGCAUCGGCCAGCCGGAGUCGACCGAUCCGAAGUCCGCUAUGCCGGGUGGUACGAAUCCCCGCGCUCCCCGCGUCCCCUCCGCGUACUACCCAUCGCCAUUCCAGAAGCACUAUGACCAACUGGAACAGGAAUACGAUGCCCAGGCCGAUAUGAUCGACGAGGAGCACGAGUCCGCGGUGGGUGCGUCGCCAUACGUUUCCGGCUACAACAACACCGCAUCCGUUCCUGCAGGCUCCCACCCCAUGGGGGCUCACGGCCUUAACCAGUAUAACCCCCACCCGGCGGAGGGGGCCAACGGCGCCUAUGGCAACACCAACCACCUCAUGGGGAACUACGAGCCGAUGUUGGAUGCGGAUCCGUUUGGGUUAAGCGCCAGCAUGCAUUUCCAGACACCAUUUAGUUACGAGCAGAAUAAUACCCGCCAUUAACCUUUUGUUUCCAUUUUUCGUCUCUCGUUCCGCACGUGUUGCCCCCCUGUCCCCAAGGUUGCAGGAACUGGGGGGUGGCGGCACUGUCGAAGGAGAGACAUGCUUGACGGAUUUCCUUCAUAGCUUUUUUUCUAUGACUGGAAGACAAAAGUUGAAACUUUGAAGCA
Molecule: messenger RNA, 1689 nt
Organism: Aspergillus sclerotioniger CBS 115572
Lineage: Eukaryota; Fungi; Ascomycota; Eurotiomycetes; Eurotiales; Aspergillaceae
Product: bZIP transcription factor
Exons: 4
Coding region: 314-1522 (402 amino acids)
Cellular component (GO): RNA polymerase II transcription regulator complex
Molecular function (GO): DNA-binding transcription activator activity, RNA polymerase II-specific; transcription cis-regulatory region binding
Source: RefSeq, a predicted model, not a curated record